AUGAAAAUGGUCAGUGAACGUUUACAUAAUGCAUCAAUGCUUUUACUUGUUCAUAUUUAUUUACAAUGGACAUCACUUAUUGAAAUUUUAGCAAAAAAAGAAAGUGGAUUAUCAACAGUAAAUAAAAUACAAAUGUAUUCAAUAGAUUUGUUUGUAUUUUAUUUUGAUAAUAAUCUAUUAAUUAAUAUUAGGGAAAGUGUUACUCAACGAUUACGUGAUCCAUUAUUACUUGGUUCAGCUAUAAUUCUUGCAGCAUCAAAAUGUUUUGUUAUGGAAUGA
Messenger RNA from Rotaria sp. Silwood2, 279 nucleotides. NCBI's taxonomy places the organism in Eukaryota, Metazoa, Rotifera, Eurotatoria, Philodinida, Philodinidae. The record is from the annotation of a GenBank genome assembly.